AUGAGACUUCUUGGAUGCGGAAAUUCAGAGGAUAUGAAAGGAGAUUUGCUGGCAAUUCCGCCAGAUCCGGAGGACUCGCCAAAUUUCCGAAAUGCUUUUUGGGGCGCCGAUCAUAAAGGAUUCGAGGUCCUCUACGCCUCCCUCAAAUCCGCUCCAGCUGCGACGAAAGAAAUUGCCGAGUUCAUCCGAGAAGUCGCCUCGCAGCACGAUCAAAUGGCGAAGAAUUUAGCUAGACUUGGGAAACAGGAAAAAACAAAUGCCCAGCAUAUCCUCUUGUCGCCUAUUUGGAAAAUAUUGAAGACGACGAUGGAAAACUCAGGAGCAGCUCAUCUCGAACUCGCUCAGCGUCUCUUCGAAAUUUCGCGCGACAUCCGGAAAUACUCGGAAGAAGACUGUCGCGAGCGCUACAAAAGUCACAAAAAGCAACUGCUGGCGACUGGCCAAGCGACGACGAAAAUGCAACACGCAACAACUCAUUUGACGAAGAGCAAAGAAUCGAGGACGAGGAUCGAGUCGUCCAGCGCGUCGGGGUCGAAACAUGAAAAACAGCUGCGGCGAUCUGCGGACGACAUGAAGAAACAUGUCGAAAUGUACAAUCAGGCGCUGGAAACAUUCGAGCCAGCAAUGAUUGCUUCCUGCGAAGUGCUCGAAAAGCUCGAAACCGAGCAUCUCGAACGACUAAGCGGCUACAUGACAAAGCUGCACAAGGGCUACGCCAGCUGCAUCGCCAUCUCUCAAAUCAACAACGCCGCUUUUCAAGAAACGCUGGAAAACAACGCCAAGCCAGAAUACAUUCUUCAGCAAUUCGCGAAGCGGCGCGGAACUGGAAUGGAACGGCCGAAAAGAGAAAGCUUCGAUUCAGGAGAAGCAGGGGCGGGAAAUGUAUCCAUAUCGCCGGAAAAGCAACGACCGGAAGACUCGAAUUCUUUCAAUAGAUCGGUUUCUUCGGCGAAUUCUACCUCUUCAGAACCAGUGCAGCGUCAGGAGUCCCUCAAUGUAAAGCCCAUAAUGCCCAAUUUCCUGCGACCUUCGACGGCGAAUAAAUCCGACUCUGGCAGCCAAGUCAUAAAGUCCACCGAAAACGAAAGCGAUUCCGAUGGCGACGAUUCUGAAAAGAGUCCAGAGAAAAAACCUGUCAAGAAAAUGAGCAGCAGUAAAAUCCCGCCAAAGCCAAAAAGGGUUGAAAGUAAAUCUUCUGCAGAAGUGGAUGAAGAAGGUUUUACGAUACGAAAGCCAGAGGUUUCGGAUAGGAGCAGGAAAUCGUCGACUUCUAGUGACAGUUCUGGCUGGGACUUUGAAGAAGAUGGAAAACUUGAUACGUAUAAGAUCAAGGUUCAAAUCAAAAGCCUCGAAGAGAUAAAAAAAGAAAAGGCAAACAAAGAAAGCACCCAAUCCGUUGUCAAACUAGAUGCUCCUUUGAUGGCCGCUCCAGUCCGAAAAGCUCCAAGACCCGGUCGCAGUCCUAGAAACGUUCCUCCAGCUUCAACAAGUCCUCUUACCAUACCUCCUUUAUUGCCAAAAGUUCCUGAAAAACCAAUCCCGCCGCUUUCGCCAGCCAAGGAAGAAAAAUCGGACGAGACUUUGCACUUGCACGAAAAAUGCGCUAGCAUUUUGCUGAAUGAGUCGAAUCCGGAAAAGACGCGCGAGUCGCCAAAGCCGAAAUCGCCCCUCUUGAAUCAACCGGCGCUGCGGGCGCGUCCGUUGACACCGGUCAAGACUGGCGGAUCCUUAUCGAAUGAGAAUAUUACUUGGACACAGCCUCAAGGGAUGCCUUACGAUGCUCCUAUCGCGUCGAUCGAAAGCUUGAGCCCAGUCAUGACCCCCACAUCGCCAGUCAACGCCAACGGAGAAAUCUCCAUCCGAACAGCAAUUACCGAAACAGUCAAUGCCAAAUUUCUCGCUGUCGGCGACAAAAAUACCCAAGUCCUGAGCAACGCCGAUUUAUACCUCGACUUCCCAGCAAGCGCGUUGAAGAACUUGAAUAAGUCGGCUAAUUUUGACUUGAAAUUGGAAGGCGAAGUAGCGCAGGUGAAAGUGAACCCUGCUUUCGGCCGCGGCGAAGGAAACACCAUCAGCUUGGAUUACGAUUGCUUGAUGAGUUUCCUGGAGAAGAUGGCGCGGGACAGGCCAAGUCAGAGCCAUCACAUGAUGAAGGUGGCCACGUACAGGGUCAAAUGCACUACCGCGAACUUGCCACUCCUGCUCGCCAGUUACUGGAAAAAAGAACAAGACGAUUUCAAAGUCAAAGUAGUUGCCAAACCAACGACGAAUAUUGGUCAAGUGAAACUCCUGCUCAAGAGCUCGACGUUUGACGAGUGCGAAAGUGAAACAAAUCAUCAGGUGGAAAAUGGCUUCUCAACCUUUCUGCUGCAGAAUUUGGAGAGCGGCGUCGAACAAAGUUUCACUGCGUAUUUGUCCAAAUGCCCAAAUCCGACUGCAUUUGCCGCCCAGUUCUCCACCAACGCUCUAAGUUUAUCCUCCGUCUCUGCUCCUGAUCACUCAACUCUAAAGAUCAAGGACGCAAGAAGGAGGGUAAAAAUCGGAUUCUACAUCUCCGAACCAAUUCUCUAG
Oikopleura dioica is the source of this 2571-nucleotide messenger RNA. The record is from the annotation of a GenBank genome assembly. NCBI's taxonomy places the organism in Eukaryota, Metazoa, Chordata, Appendicularia, Copelata, Oikopleuridae.